AGCCAUUUAUUGUGGCUUAAGCUUCCACGACUGGACGCAAGUCUUGAAGCAAGCGCGAGCGCCCCUCUUGCCUCUGUAAACAGGCCCCCCGCGCCGACACGAUGGGCUGCUGCAUGGCCUCCCGCCAGGCCCUCGCGCCCGAGGACCAGCAGGCCGGCGGGCCGCCCCCGCACAUGCCAGACGUCGCGGAGGUGCCCGUGCCCGAGGACCCGCAGGAGAGCGACGCCUUGCCCGAAUCUCCGGCGGCGCCCGUCGACCAGCAGCACGAGCAGGAGGUCCCCAAGAAUGAGGAGCAGGAGUCGUUCGACUUGGCGCGGUACACGGACGCCGCGAGCCUCUUCGACGCGCUCGCGUUCACCGUGGAUGACCUCCACCCCGUGCGCUUGGUCCGCAUGACGUGGUUGCUGCAGCAGCGCGGCACCGUCCUGAAGAGGCGCCAGGAGCUGCCGGAGAAGGCCUUCGUGUCCGCGGACGAGUUGCGGGCCGUCUGGGAGGCCGGCGGGCGAGGAGGGAAAGACCAGGUGGCGCCGAUCGUCACCAUCUCGUUCUGCUGGGAUUCGCGCGAGCAUCCCGACCCCGAUGGAGUGCAGCUGAACUUGGUGAUAGACACUCUAGAGGAGGAGCGCCGCAAGUACUCCACAGCCCGAGGUGACUUCAAGGGGUUCAGCGAGAUGGGAAUAUUCUGGGACUGGCCCUCGCUGCUGCAGGGCGACCCGAUCAAGGCCGAGGAGGCGAAGGCCGCCGCCCUGCGGCAGGGCAAGACCGAGAAGGACGCGCAGGAGGCCGCGGACAAGGCCAAGCGGACCCCCGCCGAGAAAGCCGCCUUCAAGCACGGGCUGGAGGAGACAAUGGACCUCUGGUACGCCCACCAGGCCACCACCGUGCUCCUGCUCACCCAGCACCCCCGCGAGCGGGGCAGCGCGCGCAAGGAGGGCUACGACCAGUCCGGCUGGACGACGUACGAGCGCUGCUCCGCGGAGCAGAUCAAGCAGGUCUGGCGCUGGGAGGCAAAGUGGACCGCCGUGGCCGACCUGGGGCAGGGGGAGCGGGCCUUGGCGGCCGGGAGGAGGUGGCCGGUGGGCCCGGACGAGUUCGACCGGCUCAUCGAAGACAGGUCCUUCACCAACGGCGCGGACAAGGAAGCGGUGAAGGCGCUCUUCCGCCGGAUGAGCCGCGCGCAGUUGGGCGGCGUGACGACGCUGGACUUCACCGGGAUGCCACCCCCGACCCCCGAGCAGGCCGCGGGGCUCGCAAGCUGCCUGCGGCUGUGCGCCCGCCUGCAGAAGCUAGACCUGACAAGAUGCAAGAUCGGCGCCGAGGGCGCGCGGGCCCUGGCGGGGGUGCUGCCCUCCCUCCCCGGCCUGCAGGAGCUGCGCCUGGGCGGCGAUGCGAUUACGAUUUCCCGACGGGGGCGCGCGGGCCCUCCCUGCCCGGCCUGCAGGAGCUGUUCCUGGGCAACAACCGCAUCGGCGACGAGGGCGCGCGGGCCCUGGCGGGGGCGCUGCCCUCCCUGCCCGGCCUGCAGAAGCUGAACCUGGACGACAACAGCAUCGGCGACGAGGGCGCGCGGGCCCUGGCGGGGGCGCUGCCCUCCCUGCCCGGCCUGCAGGAGCUGCGCCUGGGCGGCAACAGAGGUCCGCACGAGAUUCGAUCCGGGUCGGUUCGAUUCGGAGAUCGCAUCGCCGCGAAUGCCGAUUCGAUGCUGGAGGCCCCCUGCC
Prorocentrum cordatum is the source of this 1718-nucleotide messenger RNA. The record is from the annotation of a GenBank genome assembly. Lineage: Eukaryota; Dinophyceae; Prorocentrales; Prorocentraceae.